Fusarium odoratissimum NRRL 54006 is the source of this 1946-nucleotide messenger RNA. RefSeq lists its product as uncharacterized. Gene Ontology annotation, biological process: proteolysis. The coding region runs from base 239 to 1780 and encodes 513 amino acids. The record is from RefSeq and is a predicted model, not a curated record. The transcript has a single exon. Gene Ontology annotation, molecular function: dipeptidase activity; cysteine-type exopeptidase activity. NCBI's taxonomy places the organism in Eukaryota, Fungi, Ascomycota, Sordariomycetes, Hypocreales, Nectriaceae.
GUACAAUUCCAUCUUUUAGCUCAAUCCUACCAUUCAAUUUCCCAGCAUGAACCCAGUAUUACUCCAUCACGCCAAGCCGGUUUACGGAGAGCGUUCAAGCUAAUGUCGGCUUCAUGCUUCCCUACUGAGUAAUUGAGCGACGAUCACGUGCAGACCAAGAAGCUAUAGAUACAUUUGUAAACCACGAUACUACUCAUGCGCUCUUUUCUCCAUCGUGCCUUUUCUCGUGGCAAGAACCAUGUUCAACUACGCUACACUUGCGGUCACGCUCUGGCUGGCUUGUCCGGCGUCAGCGAGCUAUGCCUUCUACGUUGGCAAGAACCUCACUCAAGAUGGGAGUGUUAUCGUCGGAGGCACUGGGGAAGAAGUUUCUAGCCAUUGGCUUCAGCUCUUCCCGGCGCGUGACCAUCCUCCUAACUCGACGAUCACUGUUGGCGUCACUAAAGAUGCCGUGUACCCGGGAGAGCUUAUUCAGAUUCCGCAAGUGAACCAUACGUUUCGGUACAUGAGUAUGGAGUACUCUGACUUUGAGGGGUUUCCUGCGCCGUUGACGAAUGGUGGUUUGAAUGAGAAGGGUGUGACGGUCCGUGAUGUCUGGGCUGAUAACCGGGAUGAGCUACUGGAGAUGACGCCGAAUCCUCAACGGGGUGUGCAGUAUAGCGACUUUGCUCGCAUUGUUAUGGAGAGAGCUAGCAGUGCUCGUGAGGGCGUUGAAAUCAUUGGAGACUUGAUGGCGAAGUACGGUGAAGCCACUUAUGGCGGCAACUCUCAUCUCAUCGCUGAUAAAGAUGAGGGCUGGGUUGUCUGGGAGAUGGCGGGCGGCAAGAAGCUAUGGGCUGCCCAACGUCUUGGUCCGAAUGAUGUCAAGGUCCUCUACCCAGGCUAUAUCGAGAACUUCCCCACCGACUUCAAGAACAACCCCGACUAUGCUGGAUCUGACAACAUUGUGUCAUUUGCUGUUGAGCAGGGCUGGUGGAACAAGACUUCCGGCAAGCCGUUCAACAUCUUCGACGUCUAUGGUCCUCAGGAUCCUCGAUACAAGGCUCGUGAUGGAGGCUACAAAUUCAUGUCGCAGGCAGCUCUGGAAAACGCCACCCUUGCGAUGGUUCCUGUGACUGAAGCCAAGAUGAUGGAGAGAGUUCGAGAUCCCCGCAUUGCGGAUGAUGAAGCUGGCUAUGGACAAGUCGUCAGUCUCCAUGAUGGAAUCGACCGGGAUAUGCUACGAAUCUGGAACGCGCCAGCGACUUCUGUGGCAGCGCCUUUCGUCCCAUGGUGGCUAGGCGUUCAGUCCGUCCCCCCAGAGUUCGGCGAGCAUCGAUAUUUGACGACUGGCGCUUCAAGCAGCUUUCUUAACCCGGACUAUCAACUGCAAGAAGCGUCGGAGUUUGCUGGCCGCAUCUUCAAGCGUGUGCUGUAUUACAUGUGCUCAGAUCCGAACAAAUACCAUCCCAUCGUGACGGAGAUGUUUGAGAACUUCGAGAGCGCAUCCCGCGUCCAGGUUGAAGGCUGGGUGGAAAAGACAGCCUUGACUAUGAUCAAGCAAGGAGAAAGAAAAGUGGCACAGAGUUUGUUGACGUAUUACUCACAUACUCGUGCGGCUGAGGCCCUCGAAGUUGGACAUACGUUGAACAAUGCUUUGGAUGGGUAUAUCAAGUUGACAGGGAAGUGGCGUGGACCCAAGGGCGAUCAGAUCAAUGAUAGUGGUGAGGGUAACGAGACGGUCAAUUGUCUUGUUGGAUUUGACCCAGACAAGCCUAGAUAUCUCCAAGGCAACAACUAGAUGCUCGGAAAUAAUUAGGUAGAUGGAAAUAAGUCUUCCGCCUACAAAUGCCUCAGCCCAGCGUAUCCCGAGUGAAGCAAAUCACAAAUCCAUUGUAGCCGGCAAAAGUGGAUCUGUUCCGCCUGCACCACGCCGCAUCACCGAUCAAUCGACCCGCUCCGGAUGC